Molecule: messenger RNA, 2459 nt
Organism: Sinocyclocheilus rhinocerous
Lineage: Eukaryota; Metazoa; Chordata; Actinopteri; Cypriniformes; Cyprinidae
Gene: nxf1a
Product: nuclear RNA export factor 1a
Exons: 22
Coding region: 157-2025 (622 amino acids)
Biological process (GO): poly(A)+ mRNA export from nucleus
Cellular component (GO): cytoplasm; nucleus
Molecular function (GO): protein binding; RNA binding
Source: RefSeq, a predicted model, not a curated record
UGCUUGUGUUUUGGAACGGAUCCAUGCAAGACUGUUUGCUCUUGAGACUUGCGCAGGCUCGUGUUUUCGACGCAAGAUGAAGCGCAUUUUCACGUGCGUCAGUAAGAGCACGUGCACGCGGUUGCGCGCAAUUAUCUAAAAUUGAGUUGGUGCAAGAUGACUCGAUACCGGGAAUGGUACCCCAACCUGUCUGUGAUAACACGGGUUUGCGAGAGUUCUUCAGAUCCGAGUGGCUCUGCUGUAGUUAGAGAGGUGUGGAGCACUGAAAGCUCUUUCACAGAUCAUGACGGCCGCUGGUUGGGGGUGCGUCGAGGUUGGGGGUCCAUCAAGGCUCGUCUACACAGUGAUACCGUUCGCUUGCAGCAUCGAGGUGCAGCCCCAAAGCCGUUCGGGCCAGUACCCCGCAGCAGGUUUCAGGGCGGCAGUGUUGAUGUGUCUGUGAUGGCUAGUCAGUAUGGGAAGUCCCAACACAGAUUUAUUCCAUAUGACCGUUCUAGUCAGAGAGGAGAGGGGUGGAUGAACAAGAUUGGAGGGGGAAACGCGCACAGAUUCGGAGCAGAAGAUGCAGAGAGAGGAGGGGAAAAUUGGUUUAAAAUUACAAUCCCACAUGGAAAAAAGUAUGCUAAGAAAUGGCUUCUAACAUCACUACAGAAUCUCUGCCCCAUUGCAUUUAUUCCAUUACACUACUCCACAGAGGGACAUAAAGUUCAUUUCUAUCUGGAGGAUGCUGCUGCUGCUAGCGCUCUGUGCAAACUCACACGCAGAGUCACAGACAGUGAAGGGAACAGGGUGGCCGUGCUUAUGAACAGUUGUUCCAGUCCCCCUUUUCUCCAAAGCGAGCUGAAGCCACAAGAUAUGGAGCGUUUAAAGCAUUGCAUGUCCAAACGCUUUGACGGUUCCCAGAAGUCUCUCGACCUGAACAGUAUCCGCACUGAUCCAGACCUGGUUUCCCAUAAUAUUGAGAUGAUCUUAAAUCAAGAAAACUGCAUGCAAGCUGUGAUCAAAAUCAUACAAGAGAAUAUCCCAGAGUUGUUGUGUUUGAAUCUGAGUAACAACAAGCUGUGUAAGCUGACUGACAUUGCAGAACUUGUGAACAAAGCCCCUAACCUGCAGUCCCUGAACCUGUCUCAUAAUGAGCUCAAGUCAGAGCAAGAGCUGGAUAAGGUGAAGGGGUUCAGGCUGGUGGAGCUCUGGUUGGACAGGAACCCUCUGUGUGAUGCCUUCAAAGAUCAGACCACAUACAUCAGUGCUGUUCGGGAGAGAUUUCCCAGGCUUCUCAGAUUGGACGGUCAUGUGCUUCCACCUCCAAUCUGCUUUGACGUGGAAACAGGCACAAACAUCCCUGCUUGCAAGGGCAGCCACUUUGUAUCGAAUGAAAUCCAGGGACUCAUUCAUCGUUUUCUGCUACAUUAUUACUGUGUGUAUGACUCUGGGGACAGACAGCUGCUGCUGGAGGCAUAUCACGAUGAUGCCUGCUUCUCUCUCAGCCUGCCAUCCAUAAACCAUCUCUCCAGGUGCAGGUUAAAAAAUUAUCAUGAACACAGCCGCAACAUCAAGAACAUCAAAGAUUCCUCCGCUUGGUUCCACUUGCUAAAACGCUCCCGCCUGACUGUAGUCGCCUUCCUCAGUGAGCUCCCAAAGACCCAGCAUGACAUGAAUUCAGUCAAUGUUGAUGUCAACACAUACUCAAGGACUUUAUUAGUGUUCACAGUGAGUGGAGUGUUCAAAGAAGCUGAUGACAAAUUGAGAGACCGUGUCAAGGCUUUCUCCAGAGUCUUCAUCACAGUUCCAGCUCAGAAUUCUGGUCUGUGUAUCGUGAACGACGAGCUCUUUGUGAGGAACGCUACCAGCGAGGAGAUACGCUGUGCAUUUGCCCCCUCAGCACCGGCCCCCUCGAAUAGCCCAGUGCUGCCCACCCUCACGGCAUCCCAGCAGGAAAUGCUCUCCGCUUUCUCCCAGAUGUCUGAAAUGAACCUGGAAUGGUCUCAAAAGCUUGUGUAUUGCUGUCAGAUGUCUGCAGGAUAACGCAUGGGAUUUUCACCGAGCUGCUCAGAUUUUCACAGAACUCAAGGCUCAAGGAAAGAUCCCAGAAGCUGCUUUCAUAAAAUGAAAACAACAAACAUACAGAAAUGCAUAUGUAUGUACAUAGUUUUAUUUGUUGUUUAGCAGGCAUUUAAUUAUGAUGUGUUAAACGGAAAUGAAACAAACUUGUUUUAUAUUAAUUAUAGUUUUAUUUGAGUUUUUUUUUUUUUUUCUUAAAAGGGUUAUACCUCAGGUUUAUGCUUGAAUAAAUUACAGCACUGUUCCUGCAUUAAUUUUAAAAGCACUUUUUCUGUUUUAAUUGUGAUGUCUGAAGUAUGUGCUGAGCUUUUUUUGGUGUUGUGUUAAAUGUGAUGUUUUCACGGCAAUAAAGUUGGUUUACUCAGCAAGAUCAAGAAAUCAAUAUGAAACACUAAAAU